AUGAGAGUUCGCCUUCGAAAUAAUGAUAUACUAAUAAGCAGUGGCUCUGAACGUUGUGAAAUGACAAUCACAUUUGAACCCAGAGAAACUCCCCCGCCAAGGCACGGGCAGGAGACACACAGUUUUCUAUUUGGACCGAAUUCCACCCAGCAGCUUGAUGAUUAUAUGUCCCGGCGGCACAAUAAUGCAUCUCCUGGAUCACCACCGACCACCACACUACUCAUACAGUUCAGGAGAGUCAGAGCAGGCUUCUUUGACGGAAUAGACCAGGAACACUGGACCACUUUUUGUGAUGGAAUCCACAGUGCUCUGCCAGCAAUCACCGCACUUAAUUUUGGCGUCAGUAUUGACUCUGGGCACUCUGGAGAAAAGGUUGAUUGGUUCCUUUCCACAUUGUUUAGUCACAUGCCAACACAAACAAUCACUGAAGUAUCAAUGAGCUUUUGGGGGGGGGGAGUUGGGUCAGUUCGUAUUCCCAAAACUUGGGAUGCCUUGCAUCCACUAGUCCAUGUCCAGGAAAUGACUUUGAUGAUUCAACCAACUGUACAGGUGGAAACUAAUGAAUCAUUGGCCAAUGUGUUCACCAUGUCAUGGCCAAGGCUCACAAAGCUUGUCUUUCUAGCCGACAUCAAGUUUGGUUUGCGUUGGGAUCCUGUCAUUGAAGCGGUCCGUACCAAAAGGACUCUACGCAAUGUGGAUGUAUUGCGGUAUGAAGAAACAGAUGCAUUGUCCACCAUGUGCACAUUUCCCUUCAUCCAUUCCAUCAUUCAGAGAUAUCACCUGGCAUUGACAGAAGGCGAACCAGGCAACCCAUCCACGGCACAACUACAGCCACCUACAGCUGAAAAUCCAGCCAGCCUUGAGAACUGGUUGAAUGCAAUGGAACAUUGCUUGCACGAGAGACACCGGUUUGACUGCUUUCACUAUUUCUUCUCCCAAAUAGAUCCAUUGCUGUACAUCAGUGGGGAGUACUAG
This is a messenger RNA of Seminavis robusta, 975 nucleotides long. Lineage: Eukaryota; Bacillariophyta; Bacillariophyceae; Naviculales; Naviculaceae. The record is from the annotation of a GenBank genome assembly.